GCAGGGGUGACGUCAUACUGAGGCGCCUGGCCGAGAGGAGCGAGUGGGCGUGAGUAGAAGGGUCCAACCAGGUUCUUCUGCUUCCGAGGUCAGAGGUUGGGGCGUGUAGUGAUUGAAAGCAGUUGUUCACGAUGCUGAUCAAAGUGAAGACGCUAACUGGAAAAGAGAUUGAGAUCGACAUCGAGCCCACAGACAAGGUGGAGAGAAUAAAGGAACGGGUGGAAGAGAAAGAAGGGAUCCCACCUCAACAGCAGCGGCUCAUCUAUAGCGGCAAGCAGAUGAACGAUGAGAAAACUGCAGCCGACUACAAGAUCCAGGGCGGGUCUGUGCUUCAUUUGGUCCUGGCACUGCGUGGGGGGGCCCCCCGAUGAUGGACCCUCUUCCCCUGGCCUGCCCCACCCCUCUUUCCCAGCCCUCCCCCAACCCCCACAAAGGACAGAUCUGCCCUUUUGCAACUGGGAAGCAAGUAGGCCCUAGUUAACGGCACUCCCACACACACACGCGCCCCUUUUCCUGCAGAAAGAGGGCCUCCACCUCCCUGGAUCUCCCACAAGCGGAAGGAGGCGCUCUUUAGGAGGGGGGCCCUUGGCAGCGUCCCCCAUGGCCCAGGCCUCCUGGCGACUUCCUGAAUGCUGCUUACGCGUCGGCUGGUUUUUUCGCACCCCUGUUCAGAUGUUUCUCCCCCUUUGUUGGAAUGGCUGGAUGUUCAAUAAAAGUGUCUCAACCUUCGGGGUCCCUUGA
Messenger RNA from Hemicordylus capensis (graceful crag lizard), 741 nucleotides. It is a transcript of the gene NEDD8, whose product is annotated as NEDD8 ubiquitin like modifier. The transcript is spliced from 4 exons. NCBI's taxonomy places the organism in Eukaryota, Metazoa, Chordata, Lepidosauria, Squamata, Cordylidae. Bases 132 to 371 code for a protein of 79 amino acids. Gene Ontology annotation, cellular component: nucleus; cytoplasm. Gene Ontology annotation, molecular function: protein tag activity; ubiquitin protein ligase binding. The record is from RefSeq and is a predicted model, not a curated record. Gene Ontology annotation, biological process: regulation of proteolysis; protein neddylation; modification-dependent protein catabolic process.